This is a messenger RNA of Cotesia glomerata, 1643 nucleotides long. It is a transcript of the gene scf, whose product is annotated as calumenin-like. Gene Ontology annotation, cellular component: endoplasmic reticulum. Gene Ontology annotation, molecular function: calcium ion binding. The record is from RefSeq and is a predicted model, not a curated record. The coding region runs from base 407 to 1378 and encodes 323 amino acids. NCBI's taxonomy places the organism in Eukaryota, Metazoa, Arthropoda, Insecta, Hymenoptera, Braconidae. The transcript is spliced from 3 exons.
AAAAAAAACUAAAAUAAACAUCACGAGGAAAAAUAAAACCUUUAGCUGUACUCACUAUUACAGUAAAACUAUAUAAUAUGAAUAUUGUUAACUAGUAUGAAGGCGGACAAGUCAAUACACGGAAAAUAUAAAUAAGCUUCUAUUUUACUUGUACACAUUAAGAAAAAAAAUCUGACCCGCGAGGUGGGGAAUAAAUGUGAGCCCUCGGCGUGUGUUCGUAACGAUGAUGUGGAAUCUCGAGACCUCAUAGAUUAUUUUUCUAUUUCCUAACAUUACGAAUUAUAUCAACUUAGCGUCAACUCCCGUCAAUUAAUAUAAUUAAAAAUAUAUAACGUUUUGUAUUUUAUUGUACUGAGUAGUUAAAAAUUUAUUAAAUUUAAAUUUGUUCCGCGCUUUUAUUGUAAUAAUGUUUAAAUUAUUAGUGACGUGUCUCAUGAUAACAGCUAUUGUCGCGGGUGUACCUAAACCCGAUGACAUUAAUUCCCGUGUUUUUGAUAAGGAACUGAGUGACCAAGAACAUUUCAUAAAAUCCCACCACAACCCAGCAUAUGACCACGAAGCAUUUCUUGGCGAAGAAGCAAAAACUUUCGACCAAUUGACUCCUGAAGAAAGCUCCCGCCGUCUUGGAUUGAUAGUCCACAAGAUCGAUAAGGACAGUGACGGAUUCGUGACCCAGGAAGAGCUGAAAGACUGGAUCCGUUACACCCAGCAACGCUAUAUCCGGGAUGACGUUGAGCGUCAAUGGCAGUCUUACAGCACAGAUGAGACGGAAGACAAGAUUCCCUGGGAAACUUACAAGAAAAUGGUCUAUGGUUUCAUGGAGGAGAAAGACUACGACCCAAAAGUUCACGAUGGCGACGACAAUUACUCUUACGCGGUGAUGUUGAAGCGCGACCGUCGAAGGUGGACCGUCGCAGAUCAAGAUGGUGACGAUGCACUAACCAAAGAGGAGUUCACUGGUUUCUUGCAUCCUGAGGAACGUGAGCACAUGAAAGACGUUGUCGUUCUUGAGACACUUGAGGACAUUGAUAAAGAUGGAGAUGGAAAGAUUUCGUUGAUUGAAUACAUAGGUGAUCUUUACAGACCCGAUGACAACGAAGAAGAGGAGCCAGAAUGGGUGAAAAAUGAACGCCAGCAGUUCGCUACGUAUCGCGAUAAAAACCAAGAUGGAUUCAUGAAUAACGAAGAGGUUAAGAGUUGGAUAAUUCCUGAAGAUUUCGACCACGCAGACGCCGAAGCCCGGCAUUUGAUCUACGAAGCCGAUAGCGAUAGCGACGACAAACUCACCAAAGAAGAAAUCCUCGCCAAAUACGACAUCUUCGUCGGCUCUCAGGCUACCGACUUCGGCGAAGCUCUCGCGCGACAUGAUGAAUUUUAAUUUAUUAUCUACUUAUCCAUGUAUUAUUAUUAUUAAUUAUUAUUAUCGUCAUAUUAAUGCCAUUGAUUUUUAGUGCAAUUAGAGUCAUGUCUAUCAAUUUUUAUAUUAAGAACAUCAACUACUUUACUAUGACAUGAAUUUCCCGUUAUAAUUUUAAUUAACGUUAAUCAUUAUUGUUAAGUGGAGCAUUCGAUCGAAGUUAUAAUUUAUUUGAAAUAUUGUAUAAAAAAAAAAUUAUUUUCGAAUUUGUUUGAAUGGAAUGAAU